Colossoma macropomum (tambaqui) is the source of this 2238-nucleotide messenger RNA. It is a transcript of the gene rnf41l, whose product is annotated as ring finger protein 41, like. NCBI's taxonomy places the organism in Eukaryota, Metazoa, Chordata, Actinopteri, Characiformes, Serrasalmidae. Gene Ontology annotation, cellular component: plasma membrane signaling receptor complex. Gene Ontology annotation, molecular function: zinc ion binding. The record is from RefSeq and is a predicted model, not a curated record. The transcript is spliced from 8 exons. Bases 920 to 1825 code for a protein of 301 amino acids. Gene Ontology annotation, biological process: regulation of canonical NF-kappaB signal transduction; protein K63-linked ubiquitination; positive regulation of JNK cascade.
GGACGUUAAGAAAAAGAAUCAGGCUUAACUAGGCCAGCCUCGAUUAGGCCCACGCCUACCGGGGAGGGCUUUGCUGAAAUUCCUUUCAGCUUAAGCUGACGCAGGUUCAGUAAAGCUGCUUAAGCCUGGCCUGACCUACAUAACAAACCCGACUGCAUUAGGCUAGAAAAACACAGCGAGUGUCUCGUACGGCACGGAGAGCAUCGAUAUGCAUGCACUGGUUUAAUAGAGAAGGACUGAAAACGUGCUUAGACGAAAUAAAAACGUCCGUGCAGAGCCCACUCGGUCUCUGUGAGAAAACGGACUGCGAGACUGAAAACAAGGACUUCAGAGGCUCAGUGUUUAAAAUGUACCGUUUGUUUUUAGCCUUUUACUGGGAAAUUUUACUGGUUAAGUUCUCUGUGUUUGACGACUGAUCGACUAUUAAGGUAAAGACACCAGUUGCUCUGAGUUUCAGCAGCAGACAAAAGGCGCCUCGGGCAGUCCGCGCUGUGAGCUCGAGCUCUGCUCGGGAUCUGCCUAGUGGCCGCUGGCGACCGUUGCCAGGGAGAGCCUGUCUGUCAUUCGGGAACACGCGCGGGGAUUGGUCGAUUUCGUCAAGGGGGCGGGACGAAUACGGGAGUUUAAUUCACAGCCAAACCGAAGCCAAGUUCAGCACGUCGUUUAUUUUGUCUUGUUCGUUGAGCUACAUUUUCGUAGUCUCCAUUCGCUUAUAUGAUACUGAAAUGAAUCUUUCGGUUAGUAGCAUUUCUGCCUGUGACUUUUUUAAAACUGAACUUGGCAUGGUUUAACGCGACGAAACAGCAUCCAACCCUGUCGCUGGUGGCCUUGUAGUUCCUACGGCAACCCCACAAGCACACUGUCCUCAGCCACGUCUGAAGAACAGCAAGAGAUAGAGUUCUUCACUUAUUCUGAAAGGAUGGGUUAUGAUGUGGAGCGCUUUGUGGGCUAUGUAAAUGAGGGUCUGCUGUGCUGUGUGUGUCGGGAUGUGUUGGAGGAUCCUCUGCAGGCUCCAUGCGAGCAUGCUUUCUGCAGCACCUGCAUUCAUGCCUGGCUUGUCCACCACCAUAACUGCCCUGAGGACCGGCUGCCACUGGACGUCACGAAUCUCAGGCCACUCUAUAGAUACAUGCGGAACGACUUGGCGAGACUCCAGGUGAGGUGUGUGUAUCGCCCACAGGGGUGUGAGGUCAUCUGUGCUCUGGAGUCCAUCCAUCGACAUGAACAGGACUGUGACUUUGCUUUGCUGAGCUGUAGCAAUGCUGGUGAGGAGUACUUGUGUUACCGCUGUGGUUGUCCGGUGCAGGUGUCUCGGCGUUCUCUGGAGGCGCACCUGUGUGUGUGUGAGUACCGCAACAGAAUGUGUGCAAGUGGCUGUGGAUACACACUAACCAGCACAGAAGAAGCUCAGCACAACUGCAUCUCUGAACUGCGAGCAGAAUUGGACUUACUGAGAGCAGAGUUGGAUUGUAAGGUUGAAGAGGUGAGACGUGAGAUGGAGUCACGGCUGGAUUCUCAGAGGAGGUACAUGGUGCAGAAAGAGAGUCUACUGAAGAAUGAGGUGGAUGAACUCAAGGGCCAGCUGUCCCGUGUGAUGUCAGAUGUUCGUGUGUUAUUGGGAGCAGAACGAGCUCGCAGACAAGAGCUGGAGAGAGCAGAGCUUGAGAAAGCAGAGUUGCUGGAGCUUCUGAAAAAGGAGGGGCUUAGGCCAGCCACGCCCACUCAGACAGCAACACCCCCAGCUGAGGGGCCUCGUAAGUCCAGCCCACGCAGCCUAGCUUUGGACUGCAUCAAGAGGAAGAGUAGGGAGGUCACGGUCAUCUGAAGCUGAGCUUUACACAACGCACAACCCACACACGACUGAAAUAACCAGCAAGAGAAGCUAAUGUAAUCUGAAGGGAUAACCUGCUCUUCCCCACAAAUCCUGUUUGUGCAGACAGACACCCCUGACAAGUUACGUCGAACGCUAUUGAUCCUGCUAAUCUUCAGUGAGAGACUCACAAAGAGCUUCAGAGCAUUAAACAGCAGUUUAACACAGCAGCUUGAGAAGAAACUGACUGACGUUAGAUAUCGCAGACAGUACAUUUUAGAAGAUUUGAAACGUGUGGUUGAAAUUGUGUAUUUGAGACAUUUUUAUACAUUUCUUUGAAUUUUACAAAACAGAAUAAAUGAUACUCUCUCUUCUACCAGUCAUCUAACAAGCCAACAAUAAAAUAUUUUACAAAGGAGCAAUCUGAA